UCUGCUUCCCUCCAAGCAAAUAUCAUUUAAAAAACAUUGCCAUAUACUUGUUCAUCUAUUUAAGCCACAAGACACUCAUUUGAAACAAAUAAACAUUUCCAUUAGUAGGAAAUGGAAUUGAAUAAAGGAGAAUUUACUGUUUUGGUUAUUGGGUUCGUUGUUCUCUUUCAUAUGUGUUUGCUGGGAUCAGCCAAUGUCGUCUUUCAGGUUCAGCAUAAGUUUUCUGGCAACAAAAAGCUUUUGACUGAAUUCAAAGCUCAUGAUUCCGAACGUCAUCGGAGGAUUCUCUCAGCCGUCCACCUCCCCAUAGGUGGCGAUAGUAACCCCACCUCAGCAGGCCUUUAUUUUUCUAAGAUACGGAUAGGGACUCCAGGAAAGGAUUAUCAGGUGCAGAUUGAUACAGGGAGUGACCUUUUAUGGGUAAAUGGUGAUGGAUGUAAAAAAUGUCCUAGGAAAAGUAAAAAUGGAGCAUCACUUCCGUUGUAUGAUCCGAAGGCUUCCACAACUGCAAAAAUUGUUACUUGUGAUCAAGGAAUUUGCAGUUCCAUACUGAAGGGUGCCACUAGUAACUGUAAGGUCGGAAGCCAUUGUUCUUAUUCUGUUAAUUAUGGUGAUGGAAGCGCAGCGACAGGAUAUUUUGUUAGAGAUAUUGUACAGCUAGACCGAGUUUCUGGAGACCUUCAAACCACAACUAUGAAUGGGAGUAUAGCAUUCGGGUGUGGAUCUCAACAAUCUGGAGAGUUGGGUUUAUCAGAACUACCACUAGAUGGAAUGCUUGGGUUUGGGCAGGCAGAUUCUUCUAUGCUAUCACAACUUGCGUCAGCAAAAAAGGUUAAAAAGAUUUUUUCACAUAGCCUGGAUGGCUCUAAAGGAGGCGGUAUAUUUACCACUGGAGAAGUGGUACAUCCGAAAGUCAAGACAACACCAAUGAUGAGUCAAAGGGGGCAUUAUAAUGUUGAAUUAAAAGCAAUUCAGGUAGGUAAUGAUGUUUUACAACUUCCAAAAGAUAUGUUUGGUGUUGGAACAAAUCAAGGAACAAUUAUUGACAGUGGUACAACCUUAGCUUAUUUACCUGACUUCGUUUACAAGCAAUUGAUCAACAAGAUCAAUGUUGCACAACCUAAUUUAAAGAGCCACAUUGUAGAUCAGCAGUUCACAUGCUAUAAAUACUCUGGAAAUGUUGAGAAGGGUUUUCCGGUUGUGGCUUUUAACUUCCAGAACUCGUUAUCUCUAAAAGUUUACCCCCAUCAAUAUUUAUUUGAAGUUGAGGAUCAAGAAUGGUGCAUCGGUUUCCAGGAUAGCAAUUUGCAAACCGAGGAUGGGAAAGAGAUAACUUUGUUGGGAGAUGUUGUAUUGACUGAUAAGCUGGUAACCUACGAUGUAGAAAAGAAGACCAUUGGAUGGAUUGAGCAUAAGUGUUCUUCAACCAUCAAAGUGAAAGAUGAUGAAUCCAAGAAAGUGUACAUGGUGCAUGGCGUUAAAAUUUCUCAUUCAAGUCGUGUCCGUACCUCAACUGGAAUUGCUAUAGUUUCUUUUUUGUUCUUCAUGUUGAUCACCUUUAUUAACCCGAGGUUGGCUUAGUUAUUACUUAUCAACAUCCUCGUGUUAGAGUAAUUCAGAGUAAAGGGCAUAAAUGGAAACUUUCCUUAUUUUAGUAGAAGUCUUUAUACAUUCCUCUAUGUCGGUAUUAGUUUAGCUUUCAAACUCCUUUA
Lactuca saligna is the source of this 1712-nucleotide messenger RNA. The record is from the annotation of a GenBank genome assembly. NCBI's taxonomy places the organism in Eukaryota, Viridiplantae, Streptophyta, Magnoliopsida, Asterales, Asteraceae.